Messenger RNA from Girardinichthys multiradiatus, 3277 nucleotides. RefSeq names its product coiled-coil domain-containing protein 134-like. The transcript has 7 exons. Lineage: Eukaryota; Metazoa; Chordata; Actinopteri; Cyprinodontiformes; Goodeidae. The coding region runs from base 567 to 1256 and encodes 229 amino acids. The record is from RefSeq and is a predicted model, not a curated record.
CUUUUCUAUUGACUUUGAUACUGUCACUGCAUCUUGUGUGGGACUUGUCUUCAAAUGUUUACGUCUUUAUUUUUAUUUAUUUAUUUUUACUUGACUUGCAUCGCUUCACCAUCUUGGGGAAUGCCGGACCUAGCUUACAUAGCUAGAAAUGCUAAUGAUGUGUGAUUGGACAAGGACCGUUUGGGGGCGGGGUUUUGCGAAAGGUCAUUUGGGAUAUCAGCAUGGGAACUAUGACGCCGGUGCGUCUGUGUAAGUCCGCCGUGUAGAAACCACCUCCUCCUCCGCGUUCAGCGCCCGCCCGCUGUCAUUCGUCCAAGUCAAGCCAGCCGGUGCGAUCGUGGCGCUGGUGGAGUGGAGCGUCGAGAGCCGCAUGCAAAUGAACCAUCUCCGCUUCUGGUCACCUGAGGAUCGAGCGAGGUAACCCGCAUGUCCCGUCUUCUGCAGCGGCUUUUUGACGUUUUGAAUGGGGAUCUAAGCGGAUUAAACGCUACCGCUAAUCGCUGCUUCUUCGCCGCGGCUGUGCUUCGCUACAACACGGAGUGCCUCUCUGCUACCCCCUGGUGACCAUGUGGAGCGUGAGCGCAGUGAUCCUGGUCCUGGCCGCCGUCGCCCUCAGCUCGGCAGACUCUGACACGCAAAGGCCUCGACACGACUCCAACUUGGAGAUUUACAAGCGGCUGUUUGAGACAAAGAGGAAAGAUCAGCUGAACGCUCUGAAGAAUCUUGUGGAGCUGAAUGACAUCAACCAGCAGUACAAGAUCAUAGACAUAAUGCUCAAGGGGCUUUUCAAGGUGUUGGAAGACUCGAGACAGAUCCUAGUCGCAGCCAACAUGCAGCCUGAUGACCCCUUCCCUCUGGAUGAUAAGAUCAAAGAAGCUUAUUCCCAUGUGGUGGAGAACACAGCGUUCUUCGGCGAUGUGGCGCUGCGCUUCCCACGUAUCGUCCACCACUACUACGACCGCAACUCUGACUGGGGUGGUCUGCUGCGCUGGGGGCUGAAUUUCUGUAACCAGACAGGAGUCUUCACAGGAGGAGCCCACCAGCAUGUCCUCACACUCAUGUCGCAGGAGCUGGGAAUAACAGAGAAAUCCCCAGAUUUUUUAAAUCCAUACCGCACAGAGAGAGACGAUGUUCUUCACACGGCCGAGGCUUUCCAGAAGAUCCUGAGGGAGGAGGAGAAGAGGAGGAGGAAGGAGGAGAAGAGGAAAGAAAUUCGGAAAGGCCCCCGCAUCUCCCGCUCUCGCUCUGAGCUAUAGCGCUACUCAUCAGCGGGCGCGAGGAGCAGGAGAAAAGGAGUAGAAGAAUCAGGAGUGCACACAGAAGUCCACAUGGAGUGGCUUGACAUGUAAACUGUGAUGACGGCAAAGGAAACAAAGGCUGCCGUCCAUUGUACAAAAGUGAAGGUGCUGUGAGGGAAAGAGCAGAGGUGCCCUCAGUGUUGAGUGGUUAUUCAGAGUUCUGAUCGAGGCUUGAACUGCUGUCCACCAGCAGGGAUUUGUAAUUGGAGAAUCUAACUGUAUUAAAGGAUGUUUCUGGAAAAACAACAGAAAGUUGUUUUUAAACGUACAGAGGCGGACAAAUUUAUUGGCACCCCUGGUAAAGAUGAGGAAAAAAGCCUUAAAAUAAAUAAGACGUUUUUGCAGCAACAUAAUAUGACUCUGAAAAAAAAAGAUAAACCUGCCAUUUGAGUAAAUUUGCUCAGUAGGGAAAAUGUUUUUGACAGAAUUGGCACAAUAAUAGGGACCCCAGCUGUCAGUACUUUGUACAACCAUGCUUUGACAGAAGCACAGCCCAUGUGUAAUAUUUCCUAAGGUUGCAGCAUGCAUCCCUUAUUUAACAAUCUCUCUACACCAUCCAGAGUUUAGGGGUCUUUCUUAUGAUCUCUAAUCUUCAGCUCACCCCACAGGUUGGGCAUUCUAUAGGAUUUAGGUCUGGGAGCUGAGAUGACCAUGGAAAAAGGUGGAUUUUGGCCAUAUGUUUUCCAAUUCAAUUAAAUUUUAUUCAAAAAAUACUGUAUUAAUUCCAAAGGAAAAUUAAAUGGAGCCUUAUCCUGCUGAAAUAUCCAAUUAUGAUACAUUAUCCACCCAGAUUUAUAUGAACAACAAGUAUUUCGAAGUUCGUGAUGCCAUGCACUCUAAUGGGUCCACAGCAUCACAGAUCCUCCAUCAAACUUGUCUGCAUGAGGUGCUUUUCUACAUGUUAAUGCUUUGCUAUACGCCAAAAACCUGCUCUGAGUAGGUUGCUGAAACAAAGCUCAACCUCAGUUUCACCUGACCAAAGCGUGCACUUCCAGUUAAAGUCCCAGUGAAGCUUGGCAAACUCCACAUGUUUACGUUUGUCAUGUUAGGACAUAAAAUAGACGUCACUCCCAAACAACUGGUUCAUAAUCCAAGAAAACAAAGUCGCAGAUUAUGAUCAAUUUCUGAUCAAUUUAAAAAAUACAAUGGAUAAAUUGUUGCUACAUUCUUGUUAAAAUUGUUUUUUUAAUAUUGGAUUUUUUUUUCCCCACUGAGUGACCCUACUAAAACUAAAGGAUUAGAUUUUGCAACUUUUAUUUUUUGUUUUUUUAGUGUGAGACUAUACUGCUGCAGUAAACAAAUGAAUUAGUUUUAUAGCAUUUUACACAUCUUUACCAAGAGAGCCAACAGAUGUGCCCUGCACUGUAUUGGGAAAUCAUUUAAAAAAAAGUUUACUUCAGAACUUUACAAACCCCUAAUGUAUUGUCUGGUCCAGAUUUAAUGUGUGUAAAACCCAUAUGCUUUAAAUAUAUGUAGUUGCAGAGUAUAAAUUUGACCUCAUUUAACCGUGGCCUGGUUUGUUUGUGAUAUUUUUUCAUUUUUAAAGGUUUUCUUUUGUAAAAAUUAAGAAUUUUCCUCCGAUUGCUGCUUUAAGUUGUCAAGACACCUCUUGUUCCAUUUGCCUGAAAAUACAUCAUAAUUAUUUUUGUAUUCAUUUGAAAGGGAUCGCCCCCAUAAUCUUUUUUUUUUUUUUUUACCUAGUACUCGUUUGUGUUUUAAAUUGGUUUAUUUUGGUUAGGUUGAAAUAUAAAUUGUGGGCCUUCACCUCGUCCUUGUUAAACAUGUUUUCUUGUUAUAUUAGAGUUGUCAAAAUGUAAUGCUUUAUAUCUAUCAAACUGAGAUUGGUGUCAUUUUAAAGGAGUAUAACGACUGUUAUGAAACUUGUAUGUAUAUUCAGAGAAAUAAUAUCAGUGCUGCAAGACCAAGAAGCCAUUUUGUUAAAACAUAUGAAAUAAAGUGAUUAUGUUAUGAUGGAGAAA